Molecule: messenger RNA, 5653 nt
Organism: Ruditapes philippinarum (Manila clam)
Lineage: Eukaryota; Metazoa; Mollusca; Bivalvia; Venerida; Veneridae
Exons: 5
Coding region: 45-3296 (1083 amino acids)
Source: RefSeq, a predicted model, not a curated record
CAGAGGAUGCUAUAACUAAAACCUGGUGGGGAAAAGUAAAGAAAAUGGCACAGAAGCCAGACAACCGGGCCAAUUUAUUUCGCUUACAAAUUAUCAUCAUAGAUGGAGGCCUCCUUGUUCUAAGAAAUAUCAUUGACCAGACCCUGUCUGCUAAAGGAAUAACCCUAAGUGCAUGUUUAAAUAACGAAAAGGCAACAAUUACACGUUUGAAAAGCCGCGGCGUUAUAACACAGGUACAAUAUGACAUAUUGUUUCCAACGGGUGGUCAAGCCCCAACUACGUCAGAGAUGGACUUCACGCUUAUCACUUGUCUUCUAAGAUGCUUGAAGUGUUUUGGAUUGAAUAAGAAAUUUGACUGGAACACAAAACCUAUUGCAACCGAUUUAACAGUUGAGGCAGACAUAUGUCGGUUGAAAGCUUAUCGAAAUGAAAUAUGUCAUGUACCUACAACAACUGGUAUACAACCCAAUGUUUUUGUAAAUUGGUGGAAUGACAUUGAGCAGAUACUUGUUCGACGAAGUUCUCCACCUCUGAAGAUUCAUCAAGCGAUAGCCGAUUUUGAAGGUUGUCUUCUAGAUCCAGAGGAAGAGAAAAGGUUACAUGAAGAAAUAAAAAGGUGGAAGGACUAUGAAGCUGAUGUUGAUCGAUUGAAUGAGGAAAUGAAAAAAGUGCAAACAGAUUUUAUUGAAGUGAAGAAAGGAGUAGAAGCAGAGUUUACUGAAAUGAAGAAAGAAAUCGAAGCGAUAAAAGAACGACAAGAUGCAGUGAAAAGUAACGAAGGUGUCUCUUCAGUACAGACAGUUGAGGAAAAAUAUCAAACUCACAAGAAGGAGCUAAAAGAUGGUUUGUUUGAAUUCUACAAAACAAGACACAGUAAAGUUUUCCUGUCUCCUCUUUUUGAAGAGAAAGACACUUCGCUGGCUUCUUUCUACAUCAGACCGGAACUAAACUCAAUAGUCUCAACACAGACAAGAAAUGAUGAAAAGGUACCGGUCAAAUUGUUAUCAGAGAUGUUUAAAAGUGAAAAUAUAAAACAUCGAGAAAUAUAUGUACUGGCUGAAGCUGGGCUCGGAAAAACCGCAUUUUCCAAGUAUUUGGCUAACGUUUGGUGUCAAGCCCAUUACCCAGACGAAAACAUGACUGAUUUUUUGUCAAAAGAUGAUAUAGACUGUAUGCAAGGAUUUGAUUUCUUAUUCCUAGUCUUACUGCGAGAUUCGGACGAUUUAUGUUCAAUAGAUGAUCUCAUAUUUGAAAAAAAUGUUUCAUUUUUGGGUCUAGAAGAAAAGCUUCCCGAAGAUGUUCUGCUUAAAAUAUUAAAAAAUGAGAAAUGCCUAGUAAUACUUGAUGGGCUAGAUGAAUGGAUUCACCCCGACAAGAAUUGUUACAGAUCGCCUCGAUCGAUCCCCCACAGGAACGACCGAGAAAAAUGUACAGUACUGACAACCACUCGACCAUGGAAAUUAGGAGUUUUGAAUCUAAAUUCGAGCCAAAUAGGAAAAAAGGUAGAACUUACAAAACUAAGUAAAGACUCGGCAGUCACAAUUAUAGAAAGGAUAGUACAAAGAUUAAAAUCUCACCAGAAUAAGGAUUCAUUAAAACGUGACGUCAGCCAGUUCAUACAAACAAUCAAUUGGAGACAAAACGACGAACUUGCUUUUGUGCCCCUUAUUUUAAUAUAUACAAUUUGCCUAUGGUGCGAUGGUAUUCAAAUUGGAAAUUCAAAAUGUGAUCUAUAUAUAAAUAUAGUCGAGCUUCUUUUAUCGAGAACGAUUCAGAUCCACGGGGAGCUUCACCAAUUGCGGGAACUUUCUUCCAGUGACAUCCCAGAAUGUUUUGCUGAAUAUAAUAACUGUACGAAAUACUACCCACUCCUAAUGCAUUUAGGAAAGUUAGCUUAUCAUACAUUGUUCAGUGAAACAAAAGAAAACACGCUGGUAUUUGAUGGAUCAGUCGCUGGAAAAUAUCUCACAACAGACGAGAUGAAAUCCACGCUUCACUCGGGAAUGUUGUCUGAAAGUACAUCAAAGUCACUAACAAAAAGGUUUAGUAAAGUAUCGUUUUCCCACAAAACAGUUCAAGAAUUCUUUGCUGCCAUAUUUAUAAGUUCUCAAAGUGACGCUCAGAAGAUUGUUAUAGAAAAAUGUAGAAAUAUUCAAGACAUUCUGGACAUGUCAAUAAUUUAUGAAUUUAUGAGUAAAAUGAACGCUGACCGGAUGUGUGCAAUAUCAAAUGAUUUGAUGUCUGCGAUAAAUGAAGACGAGGAAACACGCGACUAUAGAACUCGGACAGGUAUUAAGGACAAGUACAGCAAACCAUUGUAUGACAUACAGAAAAUGUUCCUGUCGUGUUUACAAGAAAUUCCUAAAAGAGAAAAUGUUCAAUUAUGUUUACAAGAUUUCUUCAUUGAGGAUAACACCGUGCACAGUGCGCAGUUACAACAUUUGUUUAAACAAAAUAAAACCAACAUAAAAUCACUUUAUAUAAACAACAUCAAAAUGUCCAGCAGUUUAUGUGAAAUUAUAGAUAUAUUCUCUCUCACAGAUCUCAGUCAUGUACAGAAACUUUUUUACUAUGGUGACAGGUGGAAGGAGGAGGCUGAGAUAAAACAGAUAUUGUUUCCCAGUAUACAGGCCGUAACUUUGUUGUGUGGUAUAUGGACAAAUGUUGAAGAUAAUCUGGAAGAAGAUUUGGCCCGAGUACAAAACUUACAAUAUUUAUAUAUUGGCUGUUUCACGUUAUCUCACAAAAUACUGGAAACAAUUUUCAAUUUUAUCUCCAGUCAAAACUCAAUGAAAGAGUUGCGAUUGGACUGGUUAUACUGUAAAGAACAUGGCUAUGAUUGUAAGGGAUUAAACUUGAACUUGUCUCAACAUUCACUUCUAUCAAAGUUAUACUUGACGUGGUUACCUUGGCUACAAUUAAAUAUAUCAACACCGUCAUUAGUUGAUGUUACGUUGUUGGUAAUCAAUCUAGAUGAAAGUUCAUUGUUACUGUCACGUGACAUGUUGAAUAUUGAACGUAUGGUGUUGGGGAGGAUAGAAAUGUCUGCAGGAAGUUUACAGAAUUUUAUAACCGUGUUGGAAAAUCUGCCACAGUCAUUUACAGUAGAGAUGCGUGACAUAAAACCGAAAAGUAAUGAAAGUAUAAUAGAAAAUAUUCGAAGUUCACAAAACUUUCAUGUGAGACUAGAACGAGACAUUAACAACUUUAAUGCACGUCGAAGAUAUUAUAGGAGUUCUCAAACUUUACAUGCGAGAAUAACGACGACUGGCGGGGGUUUGUGUUCAAAACAAUAAAAUCAAGGAAAGAAUAGAAAAGAAAAAACAUUGUGAAACAAACGGAAGCAAUUAUUUCAAUACUUUUAUAUUAACAAAACAGUUUAAAGAUGGCUACUUAGAAACAAAACGAUGAUUCUUAAAUCUAUAGUCUUUAAUUAAGUCAUACAUGUAAUAUUUGAUAAAAGGUCAUGGGAAACCCGCGAUAUGCCAUAUAUUCUAUGAAAUGGAAUAAGUUUCUUUCUCGUUAGUUAAUGCAGAUUUAACUAUUAUUUUAGCUUCUAUAAUGGUACUUUUCCAUUUACACUAUCAGAAAGGGCCAUUCUUAGGACAUUAUAUGCCCUGGACGCUGCUGAAAUACUCAUCGUCCCUGUUUGAACAGCGUUGAACGCAUGUGUAAUGUUUUCUUCACUCCAGAUUUUUAGUUUUUCGGCCUUUCCUUUUUACUGGUCAAUUCCGAAAUUUACGCAUGAUGUACCUUUAAUUUUGUAUACAAGUUUUUGUAUCAUUUAAUUUUUUAUCUAAGUAUCUUUGGUUUAAAUUAAAGAAAAUGGAAUUGUCAUCACUGACAUAAGCAUUGUUUGGGUUAUCAAAACAACUCAUUUUGUUUUGUUUUGUUUUUGUAUUUGGCCUGCCUUAGUAUCGCAAACAUACAUAUAAAAUUAUGCACAUAUAAAUAAUAACUCACGUACAAGACUUUCGACAAUACACUUAAGAUAUUCGCACUUAUAACAUUUCGUUUAGAAGUUUUUUUACCUGGAAAUAUGUAAGACAUCACUGUUUCGAGAAGGUUAAAAUAUUUGUUGUUUCCCUAUACGAUACAUAUGUAUACAUGUGUGAUGAAUAUAUGGCAAGUGUUAUUAUAACCGAGAUACAAAGGGAACAGCGAUUUAUAAAACAAAGUACAAAACGUCCGUUACACAAAGUCUAUGUAAUAAAUGGUUAAAGGGAGAUAAGUAUGACUUUCAUAAGAUUAUUUAAACUAAAUGACAAGAUGGCUGCCAUGCGUGACAGUAGCGUUUCUCACAACAGUUUUUAUCGCCCAGUUAGCAAAAAUACCUGCAAAAAGUGGCUUUGAAAAUAAACAAUAUUUAAACGGCAAAUUUAAUAUGCAUCAGAUGAAAUAAGAAUCAAAUUUACCACUCUGUAACCUACCAGGCAACGUAGUAGAGAAAGAAAGAGGCUAGAAAAUGUCUGACGACGACUUUAUAUUAAAGUAAGUUACUUCCGGUUUUAAUAACAGAUUAUGUGAAUGUUCUUUAUAAACAAAAACAUUUAUUGAUUGAAAUAAUUUAAGGAGUUUUUACGGAACUAAAUGUAUUAAGGAAAUGGAAAUAUUUCCCAGGUAAGUGAUUUUAUAUUGGUAGUUUUAUCUAAAUAUUGUUUAAUUUUACAUGCAUGUGUAAGAACUGAAAAAGAUUAUUAAUAGUGAACAUCAAUUUUUCAUUUACUUUUAAUUGAAAACAAAUGAUAUAACUAAAUUAAUUUCUUGAUAUUUUUUUAAGAUUCUUUAACUCCCGACAUAGAUUCCUUUAAUCGAAAUAAAGAUUUUUUAAACAUAGGCAGGCUGCAUAUACAUGUGUCAUAUGUUUAUAGUUUUCUUUAUUUAGUUCUUACUAUUUUGUGCCCCCACUUUAGUGGCGGGCAUUUAGAUUUACCCUUGUCCGUCCGUCCUUCCGUCCGUUCACUUUUGUGUUGCACGUAACUCAAAAAGUAUUUGAUCUAGAGUCAUGAAACUUUACAGGAAUGUUGAUCAGCAUGUGUAGUUGUGCACUUGGGUAUUUUCGUCUGGAUAUUUUUAGCUUUUUUAGAGUUAUUGCCCUUGACUUAGUAAAAUUUUGCAAUUACAACUUGUGUCGCAUGUAACACAAAAGUCUUUGACCUAGAGUCAUGAAACUUUACAGGAAUGUUGAUCAGCAUGUCAAGUUGUGCACCUGUGUAUUUUCAUCUGGAUAUUUUUAGUUUUUUUUAGAGUUAUUGCCCUUGACUUGGUAAAAUUUUGCGAUUUUCAACUUGUGUCGCAUGUAACUCAAAAAGUAUUUGACCUAGAGUCAUGACAUUUUACAGGAAUGUUGAUCAUCAUGUGUAGUUGUGCACCUGAGUAUUUUUGUCUGGAUAUUUUUAGUAUAUUUAUAGUUAUUGCCCUUGACUUAGUAAAAUUUUGCAAUUUUCAACUUGUGUCGCUCGAACUCAAAAAGUAUUUGACAUAGAGUCAUGAAACUUUACAGGAAUGUUGAUCAGCAUGUGUAGUUGUGCACCUGGGUAUUUUUGUCCGGAUAUUUUUAGUAUAUUUAGAGUUAUUGCCCUUGACUUAGUAAAAUUUUGCAAUUUUCAACUUGUGUCGCUCGAACUCAAAAAAAGUAUUUGACAUAGAGUCA